AUGCGGCGAAAAAUUGUGGUCUCUUCAGAUGACGAUGAGCCAAUUAAAAGAGUACCAGUGAACGAUGAGGAAGACGAGGAUGCUCCGCUACUCGUGCAGAAACAGACCGUUAGAAUAACUACGCAUGCGCGAACUGGUCCGCCGACGGGACCCAAUUUGUUGGAGACGGAGCAAGUGGGAGCCCCUACUAAGGUCCAGGCCGCGGAGGUCCGGGAUGCGGCGGACCCGACAGUGCCGGACGACCCGAUGGUUGACGACCAGAUGGUGGACGACCAGAUGGUGGACGAGCGGAUGGUUGAAGAGAAAGGGGUGCGACGGCCGUCGGUCGAAGAUCAGGCUGCCAGUGACAGCGAAGAAGACACUCCGCUUGUUCAAGCAGGAAGGAAGCCGCGUGGACUCUCUCGGCCAGACGUCAACAUGUCUGACUCGGAUGACGACGACUUUUUGAUGCCGACGAAAGCAGCCCCGAUCGCACAGAAACGGGCCCCGCCCUCUCGACCGUCCGUGUCUCUGGAGUCUCUCAAGGUGCGCACCAGUAGCACUGGGAGCACAGCAGGCAGUCGUGCCGCGGCUCGACAGAAGGGAGGUGCGAGUCCUAAGACCUCAGCCAAGCGCAAAGCCUCCACGACCAAAUCGUCUACGACCAAAGCCUCUACAACCAAGGCGUCUACGACCAAAGCCUCCACAACCAAGGCGUCUGCGACGAAGACCACUGCGGCUAAGACCGCCACGACCAAAACCGAGAAAGCUAAGACUGAGAAAGCCAUGGAAAGCGGGGCCGAAGACAGUCUGGAAGACGAGGAGGAGGAGGUUUGCGUAUUCAAGGAGGGACAGGUGAAGGCCUGCCCGCCUAUGGGCGACGCACAACGCGCCUUUUACGAGUCCCUGCUAGCCGAGAAUCCCAGAUCCAUCAUUGCCAUCAAGUACUGCGUAGAACAAGGCGUCCUUAUGGGCACUCAGGCGAAAGAGACCCUCCGCAAGUACUACGCCUUAAAGGAUGUUGGCGCCUUCAGACCAAUUAACCUUGGUGGCCUCAAACCACAAUUCGCUUCCGUCUUCGAAUCCUAA
Molecule: messenger RNA, 1068 nt
Organism: Gregarina niphandrodes
Lineage: Eukaryota; Apicomplexa; Conoidasida; Eugregarinorida; Gregarinidae
Exons: 1
Coding region: 1-1068 (355 amino acids)
Source: RefSeq, a predicted model, not a curated record